AUGGGAAUGUAUGUUCACUUUAGCCAAAUGAAGGAAGCGAGGAAGGUUUUUGAUUUGAUGGAUGAAAAAUCAAUAAUUUCUUGGACAACUAUUAUGGGAGGUUAUAUGAAAGUUGGCCAUGUUACGAAAGCAUUUAAUUUAUUCAAUCAAAUGCAGCAUCAAAGUACUGGCAUAGAUUUCAUUGUAUUUCUAAAUCUUAUAUCUGGUUGUGUACAAGUAGGAGAUCUCUUAUUAGCUUCAUCCGUUCAAGCUUUUGUAUUCAAAUGUGGAUGCGAUAAAGAGGAGUCCAUUGAAAAUUUGCUAAUAACUAUCCAUGCAGGGUUAGUAGAAGAUGGAUUGAAGUACUUCAUAUGUAUGCAAAAAGAUUUUGGAAUAACUCUUAAGAUAGAACACUACACUUGCUUGGUAGAUCUUCUUGGUCGAGUUGGCCGGCUUGACUUAGCUUUAGGUACGAUUCAGGGGAUACCCUUGGAAGCACAAGUGCAAGCUUGGGCUCCCUUGCUCAGUGCUUGUAGGAUCCAUGGUAAUGUUGAGCUCGGGGAGAUUGCUACUGUCAAGUUACUAGAGCUUAGUCCUAGUAGCUCUGGAAAUUAUGUAUUGAUGGCUAAUCUGUACACCUCAUUCGGCAAGUGGAAAGAGGCGCAUGUUGAGAUCGGUGGUAGAUUUCAUACAUUUGCAGCAGGAAAUCAGUCACGUGUUCAGUUGGCCAAUAUCUAUAAGAUGCUAGAAGAUCUAAAUUUUACUCUUCAAGAAGGUAGCUAUGCAGGACAAGCUGUAACAAUGAAUAAUGACCCUAGUAGCUACAUUGAAGCAAAUAUGAAAAUUGAGUUCACUGCUUCAGAACUGACGAGAGCUGAUAACUUAAAAUCUGACCUUGAAAAUAACAAGAAUCAGUUCAAUGAUAUGGUGGCGUCAGAAAAGAGCUGCGACAAAAGUUGGCACGUUUGGAGGAAAUGA
Arachis stenosperma is the source of this 957-nucleotide messenger RNA. RefSeq names its product pentatricopeptide repeat-containing protein At5g39350-like. Bases 1 to 957 code for a protein of 318 amino acids. Gene Ontology annotation, biological process: RNA modification. The transcript is spliced from 4 exons. Gene Ontology annotation, molecular function: protein binding; RNA binding. The record is from RefSeq and is a predicted model, not a curated record. NCBI's taxonomy places the organism in Eukaryota, Viridiplantae, Streptophyta, Magnoliopsida, Fabales, Fabaceae.